CGCGAAAGGCGUCAGCUAAUGAGCUGGAAGGAUUCCUCGGAACCAGACCUCCCAGAGAAGCAACACGGCUCCCUUCAGCCCCGCCCCGGCCCUCGGCGCCCCGCCCGGCUCCUGCCCCAGCUCCUGCGCGGUGGCGGUGCGGGAGCUUUGUGCGCCCUGGCCGGGAGAUGUGACCCAUGGGCACCCGCCAGCCGCGGCGGGGGGCGGCUUGGCUGCCGCUGUUGCUGCCGCUGCUCCUGCUGCCCCCCCCCGCGGCGCACACAGGAGAGUUGUAUUGUUCUUUGCCCAACCCUAGGAAUGUUCAUUUUGAAUCUACAAACAUGAAGAAUGUCCUUCACUGGUUAGCACCAGAAGGUACAGGAGAUGGAGUACUCUACAAUGUGAAAUAUUCAGUAUAUGGUGUUGGCAAAUGGAUAAGGAAGCCAGAAUGCAGGAAUAUCAGUACAACAUGGUGUGACCUCUCCAGUGAGACUGCUGACCAUGAAGAGCAAUACUAUGCGAGUGUGAAAGCCUUCCUAAAAGGGAAGUGCUCUAACUGGAUAGAGACAACACGAUUUAACCCUCUUACAGACACUAAAAUUGGCCCACCUAUGGUAAAUGUGUCUUCUACCGAGAAAUCUAUUUCAAUCACACUGACUGUUCCUGAGAAGUGGAGAAGUCCUGAUGGAGAAUCUAUAUCUCUGCUUCAAGUAUAUCCUGGCCUGCAAUACAACGUGUCUGUCCUCAAGAAAAAGACAAAGAAACGAUGGUUCUUCUCCAUCAGCAACAGCACCUUGGUUGUGCCCUGGUUAGAACCUGGAACAGCUUACUGUGUCAGUGCGCAGAUCCAUGUCACUACACCUCUUCUACACAGUGGGUUUUCCAAAGAACACUGCAUUUCUACUUUGAAAGAUAAAACAACAGAUGAGACUAUAACAGUUGUAUUUGGAUACAUUCUGCCUAUCGUGCUAGCUGUCCUUUUCACUUCAGUGGCAUGCUGCUGUGUGCACAGGUACAUUCAUGUCAGCAAACAGAAGCAUCCAACAAGCCUGGUAUGGCACUAUACUGAUAAAUGCAAGGAAAAGGUUUUUAUACCUUGUGAAAAAAUAGUGGUCAACCUUAUCACAGUUAAUGUGGAUGAGCACAGACCGUCUCAGGAAUCCAUUCAUCCAUCAGAAAUGAAAAGCCCCCGUUAUUAUACUGUUUACAGUGGCACUGAAGGGAGAGAUUUGUCUCCAAAAGAAGUGCUGGAAAUAAAAUACUUGCUGGAUAUUUCUCAUGAAGAGAUUUCACAAGAAGAGGACAUUUUAGCUGAGGGGGACAAAACUGGAACAAAGAAUGACCAGCCUGGAACAAAGAAUACUUUGAGACAAAAAAAUGGAGGGACUGUAGAGUAUGAACUCAGCGUAAGGGCUGAAGACUUCGGUCCUGGCCAAAACCUAGAAGAACUCAGUCUGAAAGAGAAGACUUCUGCACCCGGGGAACUAGGUGAGCCACAGACUGCUUUGGAAAACUUAGUUAAUUUUAAUACAGGAAACGCAUAUUGCCCCCAACUGGAGGUGAAGGCAGCAGACCCUUCUUUGGGACAGGAAUUAGAGGAACUUAAACUGAAGAUGGCUGAUGCAGUGGAUGAAUUGCUAGGUAAGACCUGCAUCAACUUGGUGGACUCAGAUGAUGAAAAAUCUGGGCAGACAUCUUAUCAUUGGCUGGGAAAAAUAGCGCAUGGUGUCACAGAGAAUGAGAGUGAACAGACCAUACUGGUAGACUGGGACCCACACACUGGCAGAUUGUAUAUUCCUACUUGGUUCACUGUUGAAAAUGAGGUGUGUAAAGGAGUAUUUAAGUGUGAUGUUCCUAACAAAGAGGGACUUUUGUCCAGACUGUAUGAGAAACAGGUAUCUGAAGAACCGUCUGAGGACCAAGAAAUGUAUCUGCUGCAAUUUCAGGAACAAUGGGGACUGCAUGUAGAAAUGGAAGACUGAACAAAGAUUUUCUAGAAUACUGUAAACCACAAAACCCUGUUUACUUUGCCAGAGAGAAUGGUGGACUCAGCAGAGGAAACAUAUCUUAAUGUAUUGGAAGUUUUUAGAACCAUCACAGUUGAACAACUUAUUCAUGAUAUUUAUAACAACUUCCAGGCAUGAUAUUGGUGAUUUCAACUCCCAUUAUAUACCUCUCUGGUAAAAUAUAAUGGUUGUGAGAUUAUCUUCUUUUUAAAAAAUAAAAAUCUCUGUAAAAAGGGUGCAUAUUGUAAUUGCUACUAAAGCAAAAUAUUUUGGUUUGAAAGCUGUUAUUUUUAGCAAUAAAAAGCAACAGUAUGAUAUUUUGCUGGGAUGUGCCAAGUACCUUGACACAACAUAGCCUUUUUUAUGUCUCAUUCCUGCUAGUUUUAAUGGGUACAGUUGAUUUUUUGUGGAAGUAAAGGGCACCUCCAAUAUAUGGUUUCUUUGUUUUAUCUACAUUCUAUUUAGUGAGGACAUUCUAAUCUUUUUUUUCAUGAAAGACUCAACUGGAAUGCACGGUCACUUCCCUACUGCUGCUCAGAUACACAUCCAACAAAAUUUCUUCUAGCAGGUACAGAUGCAGGUUCAGAAAACGUGGUGGAGAAGGUGGCAAGCACUAGUCAUAUUUUACUCUGAGGGAAAAUGUGGUGUGGGGGAAUUUAGUAAUACACCUGCAGUCUUACUGGAUGGCCUGUGCCUCACCCAGCCUUAGCCACUAGCAGUAUAGAAGCUGUUUCAUGAUGAAAUGACUCACGUCCUGCAAGUGACUGUUCCUCCCUAGUGACUUUAAUGGCAGGCUAGCAUGACUAGCUCAAAUGGAGAAGUCUGCUCUAGGCUCACCAGUGCUUUUCCAAGUACACCCCACUUAACACAGCAGACCCAGAAAGCGUCCUGGUGAGCUUUCUUUUCCUAUCUGAUGUCCAAAACAGGACUUUCAAUACAAGUUCACUUUUUAUCCACAUUCUGUAAUAUUUAGUUAGGAUAGUAAAAUUACCAGACAUUCUAGAAAUUACCUACUGAGGCAGGUGACACUUCCUUUCAAAGCCUGUUGGACCCUCUUUUCCUUAACAUACUUUUUUUUUUCUUUAGAACACCAGAGUAAAUCACAAUAAUGAUAUAUUUAGUUUUCAAGGAGAAACAACAAAAGAGAAAACUUUUCUGUUGUGUUUAAUACUCGUAACCUCCAAUACAUGGUGUAAUUUUGAAGGAAGAAAUUUAGCAAUAUCUUUUUUUAUUCCAGUAAUUUAUUUGUUGCAGGGCUUUGGCUUUUUCUUUGAGUAUUCAUCCUCCAGAAUAUCUUAGUUGCAGUCAUAGAUUUUAAAACAAGAAAUGACAGUCAAACAUUUCACACUGAUGACUACUGAUGUAACAAAAAAAAACCAAAACCAAAAAAAAAAACAACCUCUCAACUGUCUUUAUAAUAAGGAUAUAUAUUUUGCAGCAAUGUUACAUCUAAAUGCUUAUAUCAUGUAUUUAUCUUUUGAGAGAUUCACAGAGGAAGGUCACAGCUCAGGGUGAAAUAAGAAAAUAGUUGGAGAGUGUCAUCUGAAAAGCUGUGAAAAGGACAGAAUUUCUACUGUUACACACCAGCUUCAUUAAGCCAUCCAAAAUAGUCCCACUAUUUCCUAAAGAUUUCUUAACUAACCUCUGGGAUCACAGUCUUCCAGUUGACUUCUGUGAUAUGGGCACUUGUUUUUUUCUUCCCAGUGAAUAACUUCCUUUUCUUUUUCUAUAGCCCACUGAAUUUUAUUCACUUAUUCCUGUCCUAAGAUCAAUUAAUUGUUCAUCUUGUAUGUCUUUCAUACAGAAGAGCGAAGAUGCUCCAACUCCCCUACUAGUUUGUUUCUGCUGCCAACCAACAUUCCUUGAAAAGGAAGGCAUCUUUAUUUUUGGUUUGCAUUUUCUCUGGUUUUAUUUGCCAGCUGUUGGUGUGUGCAACGAAGUUUGCCCCAAUAGUUGUGCAAAGACACAUACCACGAUCAUGUCACUGCUGAUUAAAUUUGAGAACUUGACAAAUAAAUCAUACAACUUCAUUUCGUCCAGUUCUUUGGUCAUUUAAUCCUCUUCCUGCACAUAUAAUUGUAUUUUUUAACCUUCCACUUAUAGUUCAGUUGUGUAGCAAUUAAUUUCUCUCUUGCACUUGAAAAAAGGCAUCACCUUCGUAGCUAAUGUUAAUUGUGAUCAUAAUAUAUGGUAUUGAGAUUUUUGUAAUCAAGCUGCAUUUUCAGGAUAAAAUUUCAUGAUAAAUAAGUUUGCAGAUGACACAAAUUUGAGUGGCAAUAUCAAGCUGCCUGUCAGGCUAGAGGAAAAGGAUGCCAUGCAGAGGAACCUGGAUGGUAUUGAGAGGUAGGCCCAUGCCAAUCUAAUGGAGUUCAACAAGGCCACGUCAAGGUUCUGCAUCUGGGACGGGACGAUCCCAAGAGCAAGUACAGACUGGACAGAGAAUUGCUCAAGAGCAGCCCUGAUCUGGGGGUGUUGACUGAUGAAAGACUCAACAUGAGCCAACAGUGCAUGCUUUCAGCCCAGAAGGCCAACCAUAUCCUGGGCUGCAUCAAAAGAAGUGUGACUAGCAGGUCAAGGGAAGUGAUUCUGCCUUUCUACUCUGCUCUCAUCAGACCCUACCUGGAGUGUUGUGUCCAGUUCUGGGGCCCUCAACACAAGAAGGUCAUCGAGCUGUUGGAAUGGGUCCACAGGAGAGCCAUAAAGAAAAAGAGAGGACUUGACCACCUUCCCCAUGGGGAGGGGCUGAGAGAGUUGUGGCUCUUCAACCUGGGGAAGAGAGCGCUGCAGAAGGACCUUAUAGCGGCUUUCCAGUACCUGAAGGGGCCCUACGGGAAAGCUGGGAAAGGACUUUUUUUUGAAUGCCAGGACAAGGGGAAAUGGCUUUAAACUGGAAGAGGAUAGGUUUAGAUCAUAUAUUAGAAAGAAAAUGGGAGGGUGAUGAGACAUUGGAACAGGUUGCCUGGAGAGGUUGUGGAUGUCCCUUCCUUGAAGGCUUUCAAGGCCAGGCUGGAUGGGGCUUUAUCAAGCUGGUCUAGAGGGAGGUGUCCCUUCCUAUAGCAGAGGGAUUGGAACUAGAUGUUCUUAAAGGUCCCUUCCAACCCAUUCUAUGAUUCAGUGGUGAAUUUAUGUUUCAAAAUAGUAGCUAAUUUCUGGGCAAAUAUAUUUGCAAUGCAUUUUUUGCUUCCUUUUAAUCUUAAUUUGUUUUGUUUUGUUUUUUAU
Messenger RNA from Lagopus muta (rock ptarmigan), 5204 nucleotides. RefSeq names its product interleukin 20 receptor subunit alpha (gene IL20RA). NCBI's taxonomy places the organism in Eukaryota, Metazoa, Chordata, Aves, Galliformes, Phasianidae. The coding region runs from base 177 to 1961 and encodes 594 amino acids. The transcript is spliced from 7 exons. Gene Ontology annotation, molecular function: interleukin-20 binding. The record is from RefSeq and is a predicted model, not a curated record.